Messenger RNA from Culicoides brevitarsis, 2534 nucleotides. It is a transcript of the gene Qsox1, whose product is annotated as sulfhydryl oxidase 1. Gene Ontology annotation, molecular function: flavin-dependent sulfhydryl oxidase activity; protein disulfide isomerase activity. Gene Ontology annotation, biological process: protein folding. Gene Ontology annotation, cellular component: Golgi membrane. The record is from RefSeq and is a predicted model, not a curated record. The transcript has 2 exons. Lineage: Eukaryota; Metazoa; Arthropoda; Insecta; Diptera; Ceratopogonidae. Bases 168 to 2084 code for a protein of 638 amino acids.
CGGGUGUUAUUUAUCAUCCAAAAUUAUUUUUAAUGAGUUAACAGUUCUUCUUUUUGUUCUACGGGCAUCUUGGCGUCUUCUAAAAAAUUGUAAAUAGCGAAACUGUACGCCAGACAUCAUAAAACGUCAAUUUUUGGAGCAAAUAUUUGCUUUUUUUGGGGAACAAUAUGGUACCGAGUAGCAGAACACUUUUUCAAACAACAAUUUUUCUGAUAAUCUUCACAUAUUGUCACAUCGAUGCGAACAGUAAUAAAAGCGAGACAAGGGUGAUAGAACGAUUGGGCCUCUACUCGGAUAGUCAAUAUGUUAUAUCGCUCACGGUACACACACUGAAGCCAUCAAUUUACGACAAAAAUUAUGCAUCACUUGUCGAGUUUUACAACUCCUUCUGUGGGCAUUGUAAGCGAUUUGCUCCAAUUUACAAUCAAAUUGCCGCAAAUGUGUCUCUUUGGUAUCCGGAUAUCCUGCAAGUUGUUGCCCUCGAUUGUUCUGUGGAAGAAAACUCCGAUACGUGUCGCGAAUUCGAAGUUAUGGCAUAUCCAACGUUGCGAUAUUUCCCGCCGCAUUACAAACAAGGCGAAAAAACGCUCGGAAAUCCUUUGGAGAAAUUAGAUCCGGCGAAGAUAAUCGAUGACGUCGUCGGCAAUAUCACGACGGAGAAAAAUCCUCCUUCAAAUUGGCCUUCUUUUGACUUUUUGACAACGACAAACAAGGAAAUGCUCUUCAACGACGUCUCCGCAAACGUAAAGUACAUUUUUCUCUUUUACGAGAGAAAUUCGAGUCUUCUUGGAUCGAAGCUUAUUUUGGAUUUGCAUCAAGUAAAGGAAGUGCAAUUGAAACGUGUGUCAAUUGAAUCUCCCUUCGUCACGGAAUUCGGGCUUCAUGCAAAUGCGAAACUUGUGGCAUUGAAUCGAGCUCUCGUGCCUGUCGAUUUGAACAUCAAAAAUUCAACCGCAAAAGACGACAUUGUCAAAGCAAUUGUGCAUUUUUUAAAAUCGGAAGGUGUUAAAUUACCAAAAAUGUUGGGAGAACAUCCCGCAUAUACAAUUACGACAACUUCAGCGAACGAUAAUGUCCCGUUGGAGUUCAAGAAACAACAAGAAGAAGCCAUUCGAACGCGUGUCAAGGAGAAUUUGGGCACAGUUUAUCUCGCAGAUCUUGAACAAGUCUUGAGACAAAUUUUGUUUAUCGAAGUUCCUCGUGUCCCGUUGCUCGAAGGAGAGAAAUUAUUAGCACUUCAACGCUUUUUAACAGUAAUCGAACGAUAUUUUCCCUUUAAUGACAACGGAAAAAAAUUUAUUCAAGAUUUGCGAAGUUACGUGAUGAACCGAGAACGCAUCAACGGAAGUGAUUUCGAUGAAAAAGUACCGGAAAUCGCAAAUUUGUACAUCCCAAUCUUCAGUAGCGAUCGUUGGGUUGGAUGUUUGCCCAGCAGAAACGGUUUUCGGCAAUAUCCUUGCGGCCUGUGGACUCUUUUUCAUUACCUCACGGUAAGAGCAGCUGAGAUGGAAACGUCAAACGAUGCUUUAGAAAUACUUCAAGCGAUGCACGGAUAUAUCAAAAAUUUCUUCGGAUGCACAGAAUGCGCGAAACAUUUUCAAGAAAUGGCAACGAGAAAUCACAUUUGGAGUGUUGCCUCGAAAGAUGAUGCUGUACUGUGGCUUUGGUCCGCACACAAUGAAGUCAAUAAAAGAUUAGCGGGCGACGAAACUGAAGAUCCUGAAUUCCCCAAAUUACAAUUUCCAUCGAAUUGUGAUGCGUGUCGCAGGGAACAAAGUAACGUGCAUGGACAUAAAAUCAUCGGCGAAAUCCAAUGGGACAGAUCAGAAGUUUUGAAAUAUUUAAAAGAGAAAAAUUCUCCGGCGAAUUUGGAUUUGCUUGGAGUCGAACAUGAAACGACACUCCCGAGAUUCAUGGCGCAGCACGGAGCAAAUCGCGGAAAUAUCUUCACUGACAUGGAUAUUCGGAUGGGAAUGUUGCUCUAUGUCUCAUGCAUCGCCAUUAUGGUCAUUGCCGUUAAAUUUUUCUUGAAACGUGGAUACCGCAAGAAACUCUACAUCUACGAUAUGCUCGGAAAAGUGUAAAUCUGACCAAAAUUGGACAACAUUCCGCCAACAAAGUGUGAUAUUUCACUUACUCAAAUUACUACAAGACAAAAAAAAAACGAAAAAAAUUCAAGCCGAAAAAGAAAGUGAUAAAAAAAUUACCUGGUUUGUUAUAUAUUUAGUUACAACAAUAAGUUUAACGAGUCAAGUUCACUCUACCGUUACAUAGUAUUCUUGUUUACUCUAAAAAAAGUUAAACUUUAAAAUUCGUUGACAAAAAGUUUUUUGUUAAAAUUUUUGCUACAAAGUAUUUUUUUCUUAAUCAAAGUUGAAUGACCGAAAGUCACCAAAUGUGUUGUUUUAACUGUGCAAUCAAAUUUUUCAACAUUUAUUCUUGACUACAAUUAAAAAAAAAGAAAAAUAUAAAAAAAAUAUUUUUAUAAAUAAAAUAGUGAAUCCGCUUCUUGUCAAUCUUCUUGAUAUUAGCUA